AUGACUCGUGCACUGCCACCACCAACUCCUGCAGGCGCACUCCCGACACACUCGGGAGAAAUUCCGCCACCAGUCCCAACGCCGGAGGCCCAAGCGUCAUCCCCCACUAAGGGUGCGGCUUGCAUCGUCUCACUAGAAGGCGACAUUACCGCACUGAAGGGCACGGUCAAUCAGAUGGCCGCCGACAUGGCCGAGCUCAUGGCCCUGCUCAGAGCUUCAAACCGCACCUCCUCAAACUCUACUCCGCCUCCGGGGUACGGGCCAACAGUCGACCUGAACCCCUGGGUCCCGUCGACCCAUGCUCCGGAAGGUAUUGAAGCGCCCGCAAUGCACGAGCCGACAAGCCAACCGGCCAAUGUCCUUCCACCAUCAAUGACUCUCUCGGCAGCCAAUCCUCUUCCACCGUCGGACCCGACCACGCUUGUACCACCGGCUCCUGUUUACGCAGCUCCUCCGCCGAUGGUCUUCCCGGUACCGAGCCCCCACGUUCUUGCUCACACAUCCGAGCCUCUCCCAUUCCAAGCUCCACAACCCCACAUCAGCUUUUCUUACCCAACUCUACCUCCCCUAAAUAUUCCCAUCCCUGAACCGGGCACGCCAACCCAGGCUGUCCCUAUAGCACCACCAACAAACUUUCUCCCGGAAACGGGGACUGAACAGGAACAGAGAUUGAAGAAGUUGAAAGAGAAUAUCCGAGCCCUACAAUCAGGCGGCUCCCGCCUCGAUACCGGCGACGGCGAUUGGAGUCUUUUCCCAGGUAUGCAGCUACCCCCAAAGAUUAAGGUGCCUGAAUUCCAGAGGUACUACGGCACGACCGACCCUCGUCACCAUCUACGUCACUAUCGGGGAAAAAUGCUGCGAUACUGGAAUUACGAAAAGUUCGUCAUCCACACGUUCCAGGAUAGCUUGGCAGGAGUGGCUCUUGACUGGUACAUGUCACUAAAAGCCGCGGAUAUCCCCACGUGGGCAGACCUCUCAAGCAAAUUCAUCGACCAGUACAGGUACUGUGCGGAGACGCCCUCGACUCUGCUGGAGCUCAGCACGAUGGAAAUGACCGACGACCAGGGCUUCGAGGCCUAUGCAGUGAAGUGGCGGGCUAGAGCGGCGAAGCAUGUCCCUCCGAUCAGUGAGGCACAGCAGAUCCAAUUAUUCCACUCCACUCUUAAAGGGGCCUACUACUUGCACUUGUUGGCCCACACGUCUUCAUUCUCCAACCUUAUCGACGCCAGAAAAAAGCUCGACAUCGGCGUUAAGCUCGGCAAGAUAGAAGGACCGGCCGAGAAGAAAGAGGGAGAGUCCUCGAAGAAGGCUGCUACUGGUACACCCUCUGCGGGAAACAGGAGAGGAAGAGACGCGUUCGUCAAUGCUGUUAAGUCAGGGCGCCAGGCCCCCCAACAGUAUUCCAUCAAUUACACGCCCGCACCACCAGCCACUCAGGCAUAUGCCCCACCUCCGAUGCAUUAUCAACAACAACUCCCAGCGCAGCAAGUUUACUAUUUCGCCUCGCCGGCUUCCUUUCCGUCGGCGGUCCCGCAGCAAUAUGCCCAUAAUUAUGACCCUGCGCCUCCUCCGAUUCAACAAAGUAGGCCCCCGGCUUCGAGAACUCCUCAACCGGUGCAACGGGCUCCGGCCCCGCAGGACCAACAGGGCAUCGCGACACAAACGCGGCGUAAACAGUUCACACCCCUGCCGGCUCCGCUCUCCCACAUAUACCGGCAACUCUUCGCCGGUAACAAGAUUCGAUCGAUAGCACCUAACCCUGAUUUCGACCCAACCAUCCAGGAUCAAAGUCGACGCUGCAAGUACCAUUAG
Messenger RNA from Punica granatum (pomegranate), 1812 nucleotides. Lineage: Eukaryota; Viridiplantae; Streptophyta; Magnoliopsida; Myrtales; Lythraceae. The record is from RefSeq and is a predicted model, not a curated record.